AUGGCAUUCACAAAGUUCUACGGUGUAGGGCUUAUUUUCCUUUACCUUGCCCUUCGUGGCAAUGGAGGAGUUGAUGGUACAGAGACAGGGAAACGAACCACUAUGAACAAGGACUCUCAUAAAAUAGAUGGCAGAGAAAAGGUUCCGUUUCGAGGAAAAAAUUAUGCUUCUAAUGAUAAUCUUGCUACGAAUGCCGUAUCUAAUCGUCUUGAACAUUUUGCAAUAUAUCGAAGUGGCGAAGGACAAUAUGGAACUGAAGCCGAACUCGUUGUCUACGCGUUACCAAAAGUUCAACAUGACCAGUUUACUACAGUAUCUAUUGACGUUGUUGGUGGCUUGGAUGGUCCAGUUGGAGAUUUCAAUUCAAUAGUAGCCGGAUGGCACGUAUAUCCGUUGCUUUACAAUGAUACGGAUACUCAUUUUUUCACUUAUUGGACGGCUGAUGGUUACCGAGCUACAGGCUGCUACAACCUUCAAUGCGAAGGUUUCGUGCCUCGGGUUACUACGCCUUCCAAACUCCCGGGAUUUAAGAUUUAUCCAGUUUCGGAAUAUAAUGGAUUCCAAGUUGUUGUCAAAGUUAAAAUCUACAAGGAUGAGAAAACUGAGAAUUGGUGGCUGUACGUGGACGAUUCACCAAUAGGCUACUGGCCGAAAACAUUAUUCAAAAGUCUAUCUGAAAGCGCCCAAGAAAUCAAUUGGGGUGGAAGUGUUGACUUCGGCGAUGACGAGGAAAGUCCUCUGAUGGGUAGCGGCCACUUUCCUGAAGAAGGCGAGAGCAGAGCAGCAGCGAUCCAGAACAUUCGGUUCGUGAAUAAACACGGAGAGCUCUACAACUUGACGAGGGCUGGAGUUCGUUCUUACGUCGACAGAAGCGAUUGCUAUAGGGUGGGGGAGUUUUUUAGCGAAGAGAAAGGAUUCAAGUUUUAUUUUGGUGGCCUUGGUGGAAUCCUAGGUAGUUGCGCGAACUAG
This is a messenger RNA of Asparagus officinalis (garden asparagus), 969 nucleotides long. RefSeq lists its product as uncharacterized. NCBI's taxonomy places the organism in Eukaryota, Viridiplantae, Streptophyta, Magnoliopsida, Asparagales, Asparagaceae. The transcript has 6 exons. The record is from RefSeq and is a predicted model, not a curated record. The coding region runs from base 1 to 969 and encodes 322 amino acids.